Macrosiphum euphorbiae (potato aphid) is the source of this 297-nucleotide messenger RNA. The record is from the annotation of a GenBank genome assembly. Lineage: Eukaryota; Metazoa; Arthropoda; Insecta; Hemiptera; Aphididae.
AUGGGCUGUGAGGACCUGGAGUUUGGAUGCGCCGAAACACCAGACCUGAGAACCACCAGGCCGGAAGCUGUCGGAUGGGACCACCGAGCGACCCGGGAGCCGUCGUCGACGCGGAACUCCGCGUGCACGGCGUCAACAGGCUGUUACUUCCGGAAAUACCAACGCUCCGGUGGUGAUGAUCGCCGUCAUUAUCAAGGCCCGGUGGGUUGGCCGGAAGCCGUGGAGCAAGUGAACGCAGUCCCACUGUACGUCCACGUCCCGCGACCGGCAUUCAAGUCGUCGCCUCCAUCUAUUUAG